AGUUCGGUUGGGCCCCGCGCGUGUUGUUUGGUCGUUGAAUGGUCGCUUUGAAUUUUGUCAGAAGACAUGGUGCUGAAGAAGAAGCAGCGGCCGGACAGACGCCGGAAACCCCGGGUCCGCAAUCAGCCCCGCCAUCGCGACGUGGAUGUCGAUGUGGAGAGUGACGGUGGCGAGUUCCAGUUGGUCCCUUUAACCGAGGAGGAUGACAGCGUGGCCAAGCACAACGCAAGAUGUUUACCGAGCUUUCCUUCAGGUGAUUGUCCAUCAGACAUAGAACCAGACACCAGAGAAUUGGUCCGGCAGCAGAAUAGAAAGAAGAAGUCAGGAGGCUUUCAGUCCAUGGGUUUAAGCUUUCCUGUUUUUAAAGGCAUAAUGAAGAAAGGAUACAAAGUACCAACGCCAAUUCAGAGAAAGACUAUCCCCGUAAUAUUGGAUGGUAGGGAUGUCGUUGCAAUGGCACGCACAGGUAGUGGUAAGACGGCAGCAUUUCUUAUUCCAUUGUUUGAACGACUGAAGGUGCGCAAUGCUCAGUCAGGAGCAAGAGCUUUAAUCCUUACUCCAACCAGAGAACUGGCGUUACAAACCAUGAAGUUCACAAAAGAGCUUGGAAGGUUUUGUGGCUUCAGAACAGCUUUAAUCUUGGGUGGAGACAAAAUGGAGGUUCAGUUUGAAGCACUGCACGAAAACCCUGACAUAAUAAUUGGCACACCGGGCCGUUUAAUGCAUGUAGUUGUGGAAAUGAACUUAAAGCUGCAAAACGUUGAAUAUGUCGUCUUUGACGAAGCAGACAGAUUAUUUGAGAUGGGAUUUGCAGAGCACUUGCAAGAGAUUAUCCGAAGGCUGCCAGACUCGAGACAGACAUUGCUGUUUUCAGCCACACUGCCUAAGCAAUUAGUGGAGUUUGCACGUGCUGGUUUGACAGAGCCAGUUCUCAUUCGAUUGGAUGUGGACACUAAGCUGAAUGAUCAGUUGCAGAUGGCAUUUUUCCAUGUACGGUCUGAUGAUAAAGCUGCUGUUCUACUUCACUUGAUGAGAAAUAUAAUAAAACCUCAAGAGCAGACUGUUAUAUUUGUUGCUACCAAACAUCAUGUGGAAUAUUUAAAAGAGAUCAUCACCAGACAGGGUAUUGACUGUUCAUACAGCUACAGUGCUCUCGACCAAACAGCAAGAAAAAUCAACAUUGGGAAAUUUGUCCACAGAAAGUGUAUGGUGAUGAUCGUCACUGACGUUGCAGCGCGUGGUAUUGAUAUUCCCAUGUUAGACAAUGUUAUAAACUACAACUUUCCAUCCAAAGCAAAGCUUUUCUUGCAUAGAGUAGGUCGAGUAGCCAGAGCUGGGAGAAGUGGCACAGCUUAUUCAUUGGUAGCCCUGGAUGAAAUUCCAUAUGUUUACGAUUUACAUUUGUUUCUUGGGCGACCCCUCAAAUUUGCAAGCCAAGCUGAGGAUUCUGAAGAAACAAGUGGAAUAUAUGGCACGGUACCCCAGAAUACCAUUGAUGAUGAGGAAUCACUACUUAUAGCAGACCAUAAGGCUUCACUAGAUCUUCAGAACCUAAAAAGAGUGUCUGAGAACGCUUACAUGCAGUACCUGAAGUCACGACCAAAUCCUUCUCCAGAAUCAAUUAAAAGGGUUCGAGAAAUGGACUUUUCAACACUGGGGAUUCAUCCAUUAUUUGGUGUGAACAUAAAAGAUGCAGAACUUCAAAGAUUAAAACUUAUUGACAGUAUCAAAAACUACAGAGCAAAAUCUACCAUUUUUGAAGUCAAUUCUACAAAUAAAACAACUGCAAGUGAGAUCAUGAGGGUGACGCGAAAUAAGCAGAGACAGGUUAUAAACAAAUUUCAACAAUUAAAGGAUGAAAAGCAAGCAGCUGCAUCUAAGAAUAUGCCAAACCGGAUGGAAGCAGAUCUCCCUGAUGAAGAAAGCAUUGAGACUGUCUUCUCUGAAGUUAUGGGGAGAAAAAGGAAAAGUAAACAACCAACAGAUAAUUUUCCCAAAAAGAAGAAAGAAUGUGAGCGGGAUGAGGAAUUUUAUAUCCCCCACCGACCUAAAGAUUUCAAUUCUGAGAGAGGAUUAAGUUUAAGUGGGGAAGGUACAUCCUUUGAACAGCAGGCAUCUGGAGCUGUUUUAGAUUUGAUGGGUGAUGAAACACAAGAUAUGCAAAAGAAGAAACAAAUGCUAAAAUGGGACCGUAAAAAGAAGCGAUUUAUCAGAGACACGAGCCAGGAAAAUAAGAAAAUAAAGAUUGAAAGUGGAAGAUAUAUCAGUGCUUCUUACAAGAAAAACAUCUAUGAGGAAUGGAAGAAGAAGAACAAGAUUGAUGAAAGAGUAUCUGAUGAUGAAGCUGAAAAUGAGCAAAGAAAUUACAGGAAGAAAGGUGGCCACGGUGGACGAGGAAACUCUCGUUACUUCCCAAGAAAACAAGGGCAACAGCACGGAGUGCGUUCAGAGCUGAAAACCAAAGCUGAAAUCCUUAAAAAUAGGAAGAAAAAUGAAAAAUUGCAGUUCCUACAACGGGGAGGAAUGAAGAAACUGAAGCUUAAGAAUCGCCAACGUGUAAGAGAAAUGAAGAGCAUGGCCUUUGGUAGAGGCAAGGGGAAAAUGCGGAAAAAAAUGUAAUUCAUAAUGCCAAAUAGUCACCUACAGCAUUGGACUACACAGUGACCUGCUGCAGGCUAACGUUACUUAAUGAUACUUUUCAUUUGUUGUUACUUAUGCAGACCGUUGAAUGAAUAUUUAUUCAGGAAGAAAGGUGAGGUAACAGUGCCUUGAACAUAUUGAUUUUUGUUGGAUUGUAUGUGCCAGAACAUUGAGGUUCAUUUGUAAUUGUAAUUAAACUUAAGUUUUGUACAAUAAUAUCUUGAAGAUCACUGUCAUCACUGAAAUAUUCCAGAUAAAAACCAUAUGCUAAAGACCGAGGAAAUUAAUUUUUUAAAAACCUAGUUCAAGUGUAAUAUUUUAAAAUCUAUUUGUGUAAAAUUUAUACUUUGUCAAUACUAUAUAAUCCUUUGAAUGAGGAGUGAAUUUAUUUUAAACAUUUCAUCAUUAAAAUUAAAAUGGUCUUAUUUAGUAUUUAGAAUGCUCAUUAUCUAUCAUAAACCACACUGAAAAUAAAUUCCUGCUGUGUAUUGCACAAAUAUUUUAUUAAAAUUUUGUAGCCGUACAAAACUGUAAUUAAUUUGAAGUUUCCUGGCACAGUUAAGAGCAUUGAGAACAGUAUAAUAUGAAGAACUGCUAUGGGAGGAAUGAUUUACUAUGAACAGUAUCCAAUUAUAUAAUUAACAGUGCAAUAACAUAUAACUAAUGUAGUAUGGUACAAGUAAAUUAGUUACCAUCCAAGAAGUCUAGUCAUUCAAUCUAAUUCUUGCAUAUGUCUAUCAACUUUCAAUGUAAGUAUCUGACUGACUUUUUUCUUAUAUGAGUGUUUAUUAAUUUUCCAAAGAGUAGAUUAUCUAAAUACUUAUUCAGUUCCUGAACUAAAUUAGCUUUGGGUUUUUUUUGUGAUCUCGUCAUGAUGUCCUUAGGGUGACAUUACAAAGUUGUAGAUUUUGUAAACUGAAUUUUCUUUUAAAUUAGUUGGAAGUUAGUUUUAAAUCUCUCCUCUACAGUUACCAAAAAUUUAGCAAACUCCUUUUAAGUACUAAUACAUAUUUUAGUAUUCAGCAAGUUCUCAAUGGUACAGAUGAGUUUACAUGAGCCAUUAAAGCCAAUGUCUAUUUAAAGGUAUCAUUCUGGCAAAUGAUAUUAAAUUCCAUAGGUGAACUGUUGCAUUUAUGUACCAUUUAUUACUCCUUUGUUAUAAGUGGCCACUGGUGUACAGGCAAUUAUAGCUAGAAAUUGAAGCAGUAGGUAAAUUUGAUGAUUGAGAUCCUUUUAAGUAAAAGUAAGUUAAAAUGUAAAAUUCUGAGUAUUGCAAUCUUUUACAUCAGUCUGACCAGGCAGUUAAAGUUUUUACUUACUUCUUCAAACACUGGCACCUUGCGGCAAAUGUGGUGCUUCUACUGCUGCUUCAGCCUUAUUUUUAUUUUGUACCUUUCUUUUUUGAUAUUGAAGCUUGAACCCAUAAUGUUUAACUGAAAUGAUGCUGAUGGUUAUAUAUGUGAAUAACACUUUACUUAAAUUCAAUGCUUACAUUUAACUGGGAUUCAGAACUUUUUCCCACCUAAUCUCUGCAUCCAGUAAUAUGAAAAUCAGGUAUGCAACACAUUUGGAUUAAUGGAGGAAAGGAAAAGGAAGCUCUAGUUGACAAGGCCCCAUAGGUCUGAUGGCACAACCAUGAAAGGCAGAGCAAUCAAAAUUGGGAUGCUGAAAAGGCCAGAAUUGGAGGAAAGCAAAUAUUAUGUAUGUACUGCUUAUGUAACAUAAUUUGAUCUUUUUUGGGUAAUUUGCAAUUUGGAUGGUAGUUGCAGUGGUCAGCUGAAAAGAGAUCUAAGUGGACAGAGCAGACAGCUUGAGUCAAAUUAUCACAUCACUUGUUUUUACAAUGUGCACCUCCUAUUAGUACGUUGAAAGACUGUCCCCUUCAUUUUUAGAAAUAGGUUGAAAAGUCUCAAGUUUUUAAGAUCAAGACCAUGGUUGGUGGAUAAUGUGAAUAAGAAUGGGUACGUUUUGUGCUUUCGUUAUAUUGCUGCACUCUUUAUUGAAAGGGCUGGACUAACUCACUUAAGGUCGAUUGAAGAUGUUAACCCAACUGCUUCACACUUUUUUCAGAAGGGAACUUGGCAUCCUUGUAUGGUCAGGGUUGUAGAAGUGGGGCUUACGUCAAAUGCAGUUGAUUUUUCAUUUGCCUCUAAUUGCUGUCUCAGUGAUAUUUAGAACAAUUAAAAUGAACACCGGGCACGAAAAUCUUUACUGAUAGUUUAGUUCAAUUCUGUUGUUCAGUGUAAUAACUAAGUUGUGAUUAAUCUAAUUUUUUUUCGUCAGUUCAAGCUAUGUGGAAAGGCUGCCACAAUGUUUUCCGGUAUCUGGAAUGUGUAAACUGCUUCAGAUGUGAAUUCAUUUAUCAUAGGUGAGCUAUUAGAGAAAGUGGCAAGAUUAAAAAAAAAUUGAAAUUGAAAUUUUACUUGCACAAAGUAAAAUUACCCACCCUGCCACUAUUUUAGAAACAAAAUUUUAAAUAAACUGAAUCCUUUGUACUGUAUAAUUUUAUGAAGAGUUCAAUUUAUUUCCAAAUAAUCAAUCCAAUAUUACAAUACUGAAAUUGGUUUCUUUAUUAAAUAUAUAGAACUUUAUUUUUGUGGCUUUUUAAACUUCAAUUCUUAGGCAGUCUGUGUGAUGCUUUUAACUUGUACAUCCAUUAUCUUUGCAUAACAUUAACCCAGCAGUAUUAAUUGCCCUAUGCAGUGUUCAAAAGUAGUUUCAGUAAAGGAACACAAUGAAAUGCAGACUCUGAAGAUCUGAAACAAACAAAACCAAAUUGUUGGAGAAACUUAGCAGUUCUGGCUGCAGUGGAGAU
Molecule: messenger RNA, 5455 nt
Organism: Stegostoma tigrinum
Lineage: Eukaryota; Metazoa; Chordata; Chondrichthyes; Orectolobiformes; Stegostomatidae
Gene: ddx54
Product: DEAD (Asp-Glu-Ala-Asp) box polypeptide 54
Exons: 20
Coding region: 67-2619 (850 amino acids)
Cellular component (GO): nucleus
Molecular function (GO): ATP binding; RNA binding; RNA helicase activity
Source: RefSeq, a predicted model, not a curated record